Messenger RNA from Henningerozyma blattae CBS 6284, 2079 nucleotides. RefSeq names its product tethering complex ATP-binding subunit VPS33 (gene VPS33). The coding region runs from base 1 to 2079 and encodes 692 amino acids. The transcript has a single exon. Gene Ontology annotation, biological process: intracellular protein transport; vesicle-mediated transport. Gene Ontology annotation, cellular component: fungal-type vacuole; CORVET complex. The record is from RefSeq and is a predicted model, not a curated record. Lineage: Eukaryota; Fungi; Ascomycota; Saccharomycetes; Saccharomycetales; Saccharomycetaceae.
AUGGAUGGAAGAUGGGAUAUACAAAAAUUUUAUAAAAUAGAAACUAAUAAUCUAACAACUCUUUUAAAUGAUAUAUCUUUAAAUGAUCAAUUGCUCGUUGUUCAGCAAUCAAUACUACCGAAAUUAAAUAAUUUAUUAACCUUUACUGAAUUAACAACUUUAACCCCUGUAAGAAAAAUAGUUAUAAUUAAUGAAAAAUUGCAACAGGAUUUAGAUGAUAUUUUAACUACAUUACCAAAUUUAGAAUUAAUUUUUCUAAUAGAUAUUAGAUUACAAUUAAAAUUAUCAAAUGAUUUAAUUGAAUUCAUAAAUAAACCAAUUGAAUCCUCAAAGAUAAACUUAACAUAUAAUAUAAUAUAUUGCACAGAAAGAACUCAAAGAACAAAUAUUUUAUCUCAAAAUAAUAAUACAGAUUUAACUAUUCCGCAUUUCAUUAGAAGUCAAUUAUUAAAUAAUCAAGAUGAUAAACCUUCCUCAUCAGAUCCUAUUAAAUUGUUUAAUUGGAAUAUUUUACCAACAUCGAAGUUAGAUAAAGAUAUUUUGGAUUGCAAUAUUCUAUAUGAUUCAAGUGGUGAAAAUUUAUAUUCUCCAAAGGUACUAUCAAUGCAAAGAACAAGUAGAAAUAUAUUGAUUGAUAAUUUAGUAAACUCAAUUACUUCUCUAUUAACUGAAACAGGUUCAGUAAUAACUAAUUCCAUUUCAAUUGGGUAUGAAUCAAAGAAUUUAAUCAAGGUUCUGAAAAAAAGAUUGUCUAUUGAUGAAAAUAGUCGAUCUCAAUUUAUUAAAGAAAGUAUCUAUACAGAUAAGCACUGUGGUAUUGAAACUGAUUUAAUUGUAUUUGAUAGAAUGAUAGAUCCAAUUACACCUUUGUUGACACAAUUAACUUAUUCUGGCCUUUUGGAUGAUAUUUUCGAAAUUUCUUCCAUUGAUGGAAAAUUAAAUGAUAAUGAAUCAACAAAAAUUGAUUAUUUUAAAGAUGAUAUCUGGAACGAGACAAAAUUCUUAAAUUUUGCUGGUUUAGGCCCAAAAUUAAAUAAAUUGGCUAAAGAAUUACAAGUGAAGUAUGAUUCAAGACAUGAAGCUGAAAGUGUGGGACAGAUAAAAGAUUUUGUAGAUUCAUUGGGUUCUUUACAAGAAAGACAAAAAUUGUUAAAUAUGCAUACAAAUUUAUCUUCAAAUAUAUUAGAAAAAGUUGAAAAAAAUGAGGGGACUCAUUUUAAUUCAAUUUUAAAUUUAGAACAAGAUAUUUUAAUGAAUACUAUCGAUAAUAGCUCCGCAAUUGAAGCAAUUUUAGAAUUAUUAUGGGAUGAUGAAACUUCAGCAAAUGAAGUUAUUAGAUUAAUCUGUCUUUUAUCAAUAAUCAAAGAUGGUAUUCGUGAUAAAGAUUUUGAAAUACUCAGAAAAGAAGUUAUUGAUAAAUUUGGCAUUGAAUAUUUAUUUAGUAUUGAAAGAUUAAAUGAAUUAGGUUUAUUUUUAGAUAAAACAAUGAUUAAUGAGAAACGUAAAAAAAAUUCAUUAGAUAAUAAUGAUUUGAAUAAGCAGGUAUAUUUUAAUAAACCAUACUCAAGUAUUUCAAAUUGGUUAAACACAUUACCAAUAGCAGAAGAUCCAAAUGAUAACGAGAAAUUGAUGGAUAUAAAUAAAAUGAAGAAUCCUUCCUUUGCUUAUUGCGGUGUUGUUCCAUUAACAACAAGACUUCUUGAGAUGUUUUAUGAUAGAUCUACUAUUUCUAAAAAUUAUUCAGCACAACAGCCAUUUAUUAUUUCAAAAGAACCUACUACAAUAGGUAUUGAAACAAUCUUUGAACAAAUUUAUGGUGACUCGAAAAUUAUAGAAAGUGAGCUUUGGAAUAUUAAAUUAAAAGGUGAAAAAAUUAAAAAAAGAGUGGUUAUUGGGCAAACAAAUAAAAAUGAAAAAGAAAUAUCCUUAGUUGUCUUUAUUGGUGGUAUUACUUUAGGAGAAAUCGCCACAAUUAAAUUUCUGGAAAAUAAAUUAAAUGAGAGGGGAAUUAAAAAAAGGUUUGUGAUAAUAUGUGAUGGUAUAUCAAAUUCAAAAAAAUUUUUAGGACCUGAGUUUUGA